AUGCAUCUUUCUGCGUAUCUAUCCUUCGCACUUUGUUCAACAACGCUCGCAGUAGUGUUCAAGACGCCCUUAGAUGUCACAUCUGGUGAAACCUUCACUUUGACAUGGACAGUUGAGGAUGGGGACCCAAGUUUUAUAAACGUGGCAAUCCAGAACGAUGAGAACCACACAUAUGAUGUGCCUGCAGUGCAUGUCCGCACUGCUGACGAAGAAACAUCAGUGUAUGUGCGGCCUUUCAGACCGGGACCUGGGUACUACAUAACGGCGUUGGAUUUUGAAGACCCUGUGGUUGUUGUUGGGAAGUCAGACACCUUUGAUAUCAACUAA
Penicillium subrubescens is the source of this 327-nucleotide messenger RNA. RefSeq lists its product as uncharacterized. The coding region runs from base 1 to 327 and encodes 108 amino acids. The transcript has 2 exons. The record is from RefSeq and is a predicted model, not a curated record. NCBI's taxonomy places the organism in Eukaryota, Fungi, Ascomycota, Eurotiomycetes, Eurotiales, Aspergillaceae.